Messenger RNA from Microstroma glucosiphilum, 1521 nucleotides. Its product is annotated as alpha/beta-hydrolase. Gene Ontology annotation, molecular function: palmitoyl-(protein) hydrolase activity. The transcript has 2 exons. NCBI's taxonomy places the organism in Eukaryota, Fungi, Basidiomycota, Exobasidiomycetes, Microstromatales, Microstromataceae. Gene Ontology annotation, cellular component: membrane. Bases 1 to 1251 code for a protein of 416 amino acids. The record is from RefSeq and is a predicted model, not a curated record.
AUGUCCUCUCUCAAUGUCUUUCCCUCUCUCUCUACCCUCUUCCGAGUCUUCAGCCUCCUCUCCGUCCUCUCCGUAUCCUCCAUUGCCUCUCUCCUCUACCUCUACCAAGGCAAGUUAAUCUACCCCUCCAAUCUCCCCGCAGGGGCACGUACAGAUACCACAAACCCCUCCGACUUCUCUCUUCCCUUUGAGAAUCUCGCAUUGAAGACACCUGAUGGAGAGAAGUUGCAGGCUUGGUUCAUCAGGCCUGAUGGAAAGGGCCAGGAGAGGAAGAUGACCGUCGUCAUGUUUCAGGCAAACGCAGGGAAUAUAGCACACCGUCUGCCUCUUGCUGCCAUUUUCUACAAGCGUCUAGCAGUCAAUGUCCUCAUGCUCUCCUAUCGGGGCUAUGGCUUGAGUACUGGCUCGCCCAAUGAAGCAGGCAUCAAGAUUGAUGCUCAGGUCGCCUUGGACUGGCUCAAGGCACGGCUCUGGCCCGAGAGCAAGAACAAGCGGGAGGGAAUCGACUUUUCGUCUCACAAUGUCAUUCUCUAUGGACAGAGCCUUGGAGGAGCAGUCGCGAUCGAUGCGGCAGUGCGGAAUGGCAAUUGGGUCAAGGGGCUGAUCUUGGAGAAUACCUUCCUGGACAUUCCCUCCCUGAUCCCAUCUGUGCUACCCCCGGCUCGAUUCUUUACUUGGCUCUGCAGGGAGGUCUGGUCCUCCCGAACUCGGCUGCCUCAGCUGGACAAGGGAGUCAAGGUCCUCUUCCUCAGUGGAAAGGACGACGAGUUGGUCCCACCUAGCCAGAUGCGAGAGCUGUACAGAGUCUGUCGACACAAGGAGGGCAGUGGAAAGGAGUGGAGUGAAUUUGAGGAAGGCACACACAAUGAUACAUGCAUGAAGCCCGGCUACUUCCCCACAAUCGCUUCUUUCCUCCAUCGGCAUUUCUCCCACACGACUCCACUCUCACGAGAGGCCCUCUCCCGCGGCUUCGCAGGCACAAAGAGCAACACGAGCAAUGUCAGUGGCGGCAGUAGCGGAGGCGGUGCUGGGGGAGAGGAGGAGAAGAUCACUCGAGAGUUGGAGGAAGAGUAUGGCGAUGAUUGGGAGCACGUCGAAGGUGGUGCAGGGGCAGACGAAGCUGGUGGACAGAUAGAGGGGAUGAGGCGGAGGGUGGCGGGUGCAGGAAGCAAGGGACCUCGAGACGUCGUUGGUGAAGAGAUCGAGGAGAUUCAGACGGAGGGUGUCAGGAGAAGUAGAUCAGACCUGUAGGGCUCUGCAGUCAGUCACCGCAUCCAUCAAAUCACAGAUGGUCUACUCCAUCAAAGAAGACACCUAUUCACACUGAUGUAUGUACUCUACGAAGCAUGAGAUUGCAUUGCGACGCAAAGAGAGGGGGAAUGCUGAAAAGCGACGAUGACAGUGUGCCCUCGUAUGACUUGACUACGCUCUCCGACAAUCCACCUCAGCAGACAGUACUGCUAGGAGGAAGUUGUGCACUAGACCGCCAUCCACACGCUUAAGCGGUAGGGGGCUUCUCUC